Kuraishia capsulata CBS 1993 is the source of this 1425-nucleotide messenger RNA. RefSeq lists its product as uncharacterized. NCBI's taxonomy places the organism in Eukaryota, Fungi, Ascomycota, Pichiomycetes, Pichiales, Pichiaceae. The coding region runs from base 1 to 1425 and encodes 474 amino acids. The record is from RefSeq and is a predicted model, not a curated record. Gene Ontology annotation, molecular function: transferase activity. Gene Ontology annotation, cellular component: cytoplasm. The transcript has 2 exons. Gene Ontology annotation, biological process: biosynthetic process.
AUGUCAUCCAAAGCGAUAAUUAUGGUUGGUGGCGAUACCCGUGGAACGCGGUUCAGGCCUCUUUCGCUGGAUAUAGCCAAGGUUUUGUUUCCGAUAGCUGGAAAGCCUAUUCUUUCCCACAUCAUUGACUCAGUCUUGCUGGUCCCCACGGUUACCGAGAUCUUACUGAUAGGGUUCUACGAGGCCUCUACAUUCAGCGAUUUUAUUCACGAUUAUCAGGUCAAAUUCAGGUUCCAAAAGAGAAAAAUCUCCAUCAAGUAUUUGCGAGAAUUUAAAGCGCUGGGCACGGCCGGUGGAUUGUACCAUUUCAGAGAAGAGAUCCUCCGAGGUAACCCAAUCAACUUCUUUGUCAUCCAUGGAGACAUUGUUUGUUCGUAUCCUUUAGUUGACAUCUACAAUUUCUAUGAGUCAAAGCAGAACUUCGAAAAAGUGGAUGCGGUGAUUUUUGGCGUGAAAAUUCAGGAUUACAAUCUUUUCCUCGCACUGAAUGGGCCUGAGUUCUCCUCGUCGGGUGCCAAUUUUGGCACCAUUGUGAGUGACAAUCAUGGCAAAGUUGUGCACUACGUUGAGAAACCAGAGUCGAAGAUCUCGAACGUGAUUAAUGGUGGUAUCUACAUGUUCAACGAGAGGUUGUUCAGACGGUUGUCCAACGCCAAGAUCAGCAAGAUCAGCAUUGCCAACGAUGUGGCCCAUCCUGAAUUCGUUGACGAGGACGUGAUCUCUUUGGAAGAGGAUAUUCUGAAAGAUCUGCCGGAAUCAAGCACUACGUACGUUUACGAAUACAAAGGGUUUUGGAAACAGGUCAAGACGCCUUCUGGUGCUCUGUUUGCCAACGAAUUGUAUCUUGAUAAGGUGUAUCAGAGCCGUCAUCGUCAGAUAUUUUCCAACGACGAAAACAAGUCCAAUUCUGCCUCCUCAUCUUCCGGCGAGGAUGAAGAAGGAGUGGUGAUUUUGGCUAAGCCAUCUGCCAACAUCGUUCCUCCCGUCUACAUCCAUCCUUCUUGCGCCAUAGCAGAUGAUGUGAAGAUUGGGCCCUACGUCUCGAUUGGUGAGAAUGUGACCAUCGAAAAGGGCGCGAGGAUAUCAAACUCGAUUAUCUUACCAAAUACAGAGAUCCACGCCCAUUCCAUCGUUUUGAAUUCGAUUAUUUCGUACGGAUGCAAGGUGAAGGAAUGGUGUAGGAUAGAAGGAACUGGGGUCAACCUGGCCACGCUUAAUGAAAUCGUCAGAAAGGGCCCCAAGGCACUGGGGAAACUCAAGUCGGCGGUUACUGCUCAGCAACAGGUAAUUGGAGUGAGGGACACGGGAAACAUAUGUAUUUUGGGAUCAAAUACUGUGGUUUCAGACGAUUGCUAUGUCUUGAACAGUUUCAUUCUGCCAAAUAAGACGAUCAAGCAUGAUGUGAAGUAUGAGAUUAUCAUGUAA